UCUGUCAAUAACAUAAAAACACAUUGUGAGUUUUACACACCGGAUUCUAUUCACGUUGAAUAAAAAGAAAUUAUUUUAAAAAUUAGUUGCGAAUCGUUGUGUCUAAAAAUGUCGAAAAGUGAUAGUGAUGAUGAGCCAAUGUCCACUGAGCCCGUGGACAAUGCUUGGUCGUUGAAAUUGCCCGAGUUUAAGCAGGAACACAAUCCGAAUGGUUUGUUGGAAGAGAGCUCAUUUGCCACAUUGUUUCCGAAGUAUCGCGAAAAAUACCUGAAGGAAUAUUGGCCGUUGGUGCAAAAAACACUGGCCGAGCAUUUCAUCAAAGCUGAACUGGAUUUGAUCGAAGGUAGCAUGUCAGUGAAAACGACAAGAAAGACAUGGGAUCCGUAUAUUAUUAUCAAAGCAAAAGAUAUGAUUAAAUUAAUGGCUCGGUCGGUGCCUUAUGAGCAGGCAAAACGUGUGUUGGAAGAUGAAAUCGGUUGUGAUAUCAUCAAAAUUGGCAAUUUGGUGUCGAAAAAGGAGAAAUUCGUAAAACGUCGUCAACGGUUGAUUGGUCCAAACGGAGCCACAUUGAAAUCGAUUGAAUUGUUGACCGAUUGCUAUGUUUUGGUACAAGGAACCACCGUGUCCGCACUCGGUCCAUAUAGAGGCCUGCAGCAAGUGCGUCAAAUCGUUAUUGAUACCAUGGAAAAUGUGCAUCCAAUUUACAAUAUCAAAGCACUGAUGAUCAAACGGGAGCUGGCCAAAGAUCCAAUGCUAAAGGAUGAAGAUUGGUCUCGAUUUUUACCCAAAUUCAAGAAUAAGAACAUUAGCAAACGCAAACAACCGAAAGUUAGGAAGGUUAAAAAGGAAUACACACCAUUCCCGCCGCCAAUGCCGCUUAGCAAAAUCGAUAUGCAGAUGGAAUCCGGAGAGUUCUUCCUCAAGGAGCAUGAGAAGAAAGCCAAACAAAAUAAAGAGCGACGACAGAAACAAGCCGAAGCGGCUAAAGCACAAACCGAACGCAGAAACAAAGACUUUAUUGCACCGGAUGAAUCAAUGCCAUCGACCAGCAAAGCAACUGCCACCUCGAUUGAUGUUAAAUCACUUAAAGCGAAAAUUAAAAAGGCCACGAAAAAUAAAUAAGUUUUUAGUGUUUAAUCAUAUCUCUGUAACUACUUUUUUCGUAUAAAGAAAAUCUAUUGAAAAUUUUGAGAAAUAAUAAAAAAAAAAUCGCAGCAUUUUUUUUUUCUUGAUAAC
Messenger RNA from Sitodiplosis mosellana (orange wheat blossom midge), 1236 nucleotides. RefSeq names its product KRR1 small subunit processome component homolog (gene dbe). Gene Ontology annotation, cellular component: small-subunit processome; nucleolus. Lineage: Eukaryota; Metazoa; Arthropoda; Insecta; Diptera; Cecidomyiidae. The transcript has a single exon. Gene Ontology annotation, molecular function: RNA binding. The record is from RefSeq and is a predicted model, not a curated record. The coding region runs from base 109 to 1122 and encodes 337 amino acids.